UUCUCCAUGUUCUAGAAUUUUGGGAUUUGUCAUUCUGUAAGAAAUAGAGCCUUCUUUGUCAGAGAGCUAUUGUGCCACAACAAACUACAAAUCCCAGGAUUCCACAGGAUAGAGCAGUGGCAGUGAAAACAGUAUCAAGCUUCAUUAAGAGCAGCUGCAGCCCGGGAGACCCAUGUUUUAACCUCCACGCAGCUGUGAAACACGCAGCCAGCGGUCUCUUCAACCUGAUCCCCAUCACAGGGUUGUUGGGAAGAAAAGCACAAACCUUGAGCCCAUUGCAGGAAAGACUAAUCCAUGCAUUAACUGAAGCACAGAAAGAAAACAGCUGGAUGGACCUGAUUCUUGAUUCUCAAGAGUGUCUCCUCUACCUCUAUUCAUCCAGAGAGCUAGUUUCAAAGAUGGAUUGCAGCUUCACAUAAGAGGCCUGAGCAACCCUCCUUCCAGUCCAACUCCUGCAGACUUUUGUUUGCUGGUUCUGCAAUAAUCCACGCCAUUUUAUACCCAUUCUCUUUCGCCUGCAUUUGAAUUUCUGGCAAACUUGUAUUUUUAUUUUCUGGUGGGCUCGGAUUGUCAUGGAGCUCAGAAAGCAUUUGGAAGAGGUGACCAAACGUGGGAGUGACUCUGGAGUGGGAACGGAGCGAGGCCUUUUGAGCAAAGAGCAGAGGGACCAGCGGAUCAGCCUCUUUCUACAGGAUUUUGAUCACCAGGCCAAGGAAAACCUUCAAGAGAUGAAGAAAGAACUGGCUUCACUUCUUCACACGGCUGAGAAGGCCUUUUGGGUGGAGUCGCUGGCAUUGCCUGUGGUCAUGCGCAAAAUGAGGCGGAAAGACUUGAUCAACCUGAAAGAGGAGGAAGCAGCUGCUGCAGUUGCUGCUAACCUUGAGGCAAAUGAAUGCUGUGUCAGAAAACUGUCAAAUCCCAAGAUAGUGAGGACAAACAGCAAACGAGUGAAGGUUACUACCAUUGUGGAAUACAAAGAUGAGAAAGGUGAAACUGGAGCACAAGGAAAGAAAACAACUCAGAAGGUAUUUAAAACCAAUUCCUUGGCUUCCUUGACUUCUGUCAUAAAGGGCAAGCAAAGCAAUGUAUCCAGGUCUGCUUCUGCAUACUAUACUCCAAAGGCAAGAAAUAUUGAGCGAUCUGCUUCUUUACGUGAACAGUCAGUAUCUGCCCCCAAAUGCACUUCAAUGGGCUCUAAAAGGGCUCCACAGAGGGGGCUCUCACAAAAUGUGUCUGCUUCAGAGAAGACUCCGGCUGCAACUCUGCGGAGCUCCUCAAUGCCCCAUGAAAGAUCUGUCCCCUUUGUCAACAUACCUCUGGCUGAUGGGCAGACUCUCUGCUCAGCUGGCGAUGAUCUCCAGAACAUCAAUGUGGAAUUAUUAAAUGAUGACACUGUCCAACAUAUCCACACUUUAGUGAGCCAGUUGACAGUCCUCUGUGGAAAAGCGACUGUCAAAUCAAGUUGAUGGACAUGACAUCCCUCACCAAAUUCUUGCAUCUAAAUAUCUUACCUUGUGUUCCUUAUGGUGGUGUUGCCUCUAAAGUGAGGGGCAACUUAUUUUAAACAAUUCUUACACAGUAUAUUAAAGGCCACGUUUGUCUUAUAAAUAAACAUUUGUUUUAAGAUGUUAACUUCUCCGUUGAAAUGAAAAAGUAAAAGCUGAAAAUUACAAAAAGAGAUUGCUUUUUUUGUAUUUAGAUGAUGUUUUCUAGGCAAUCAGCUUGCAAAUGUUUAUAUGGCCAUGCAGUAGUCUCCUUGUGUAGGGAUGAUGUGAAUUUGUUUAAAUUCAGCACAUGGAUGUGCAAUGGAGAAGCAAAGUACCUCUCCAGCUAUUUCUGACCUUAUCAAAUUGAAUACAGCUUUACCUAUAAAUCCAAUUGAUUUUCAUGGUUCUCUUCUACAAUGGAUCUUCCCCAGUGGCUAGAAUUGUGUUGGUGGUGACAUAUACAUGUAAACCCUUAUUACACUUGCGUACAUACCUCAAAGAGCUGGAAUGGUGUAAUGGUUUGCGCAGUGAACUAUGACUCUGGAGGCCAGGGUUCAAAUCCCUGCUCAGCCAUGGAAACCAACAGGGUGAUCUUGGGCAAGGCUAACCCCCUCAGAACACAUUUUGUAAUGAAAACCCCAUGAUAGGGUUGUCAUAGCUUGGAAGUGAUUUGACAACACACAACACAUACAAAACACAGUAUUUGGGGAAGUGGUAUCCAUACCUUGUUCACAUAAUGGCUGAGAUUCUAGAUCAUGCUGACAAAUUAUUAUUCUGCCUGGGAGCUCCAAGUCUUCUCUAGGCUGUUAAAAGGAUGUGGAGGGUGCGCAUUGGCAGGUGAUGGGUAGAAUGCACAUGUAACCAAGCCAGUGUAUAAUCUCUGCCAUUUUGUGUGUACAACCUCUGUCCAUCUAAGCUCACUCUACUAAUAGAAUUUCUAGCAUAGCUACUUGCAUCAACUGUACAAACAUGUUAAAAGCUUCACUGUGGGUCUUGGUUUUUCAGUUCUUGGCCAGGGAUCUGACUCUAAGCAUAACUCCUUGAUGACAGCAGAAACCAUUCUCUCCACUGCAUUAGCUAAGGAUGUCCUCAGACAACCCUGUUAAGUCAGAAUGACUGACUGGAGGGAGAGAAAUGUGUAAGCUACUGUGCACCGGCCGGUUGCCAAGAACUUUAUGGAAGCUCUGCUGUAAGCUUUGCAACAGCAGUGUGUACAUGGAGCCUCUAGUUGCUACAUUUAAAAUGUUAUCUGGUACGGUCUUAUGUCUUUUGUGGCAUCUAGACAGCACUGUAGUCCUCCUUACAUUUACAAGAGGGUACAAUACUAAAGGUAGAGUUGGUGGAACUUUUCACACAAUAGUUUGAAGUAUGGUUACCAUAAUUUCUGACCCCCCCCCCCCAAUUCUCCCUCUGCAAAACACAUUUACUUUUUGUGGAAAUAUUUGAUACUAUGGAGAACUAGGAGGCAAAUUGGUCUUCUCUGUUUCACUGAUCAAGGUUUUCCACUGUUUCUUAAUAAACUGGCAAAUCCAAGAGAUUCCUUACAGUUCAUGACAUUGUACAUUUUAUGUUCAUAGUGACUUUCCAUGUGUAAAUGGUGCUAAUAUCACUUUUUCAAUUGUCUUCAAAAUUUCCAUUUUUCCCAAACCACCCCCUCCAAGUUUCCCCCCCCCCAUGCCUUCAGAAUUGAGAUUUUUUUUACAUGUUUAUAAUUGUACUUCUGUCUUCACUAUAAAAUGAGACAAUGGAGUUUUAUGUAUUAAUAUGCCGAUGACACACAACUCCUCAUCCAAGGAAACUGUCUCAGAACUGAACCUCGUGUCUGCUGUUUGUAAUGGAGUGCAUAAAAGCAAACAAAUUGAAACAUAAUCCAAGCAAGACAGAGGUGUUCCUGGCCAGUUGGAAAGCAGAUGAAGCAACAGACUAUGAUAAGAUUAUGCUCUCCCUAAAAUUUUAGGCUCACAUCUUGGGUGUACUCUUCAACUUAGAUCUCAGCCUGGAUACCCAGGGUUCAAUGGGAGCCAGGAUCAGAUUUGCAGUCAAGGUAAGUGCACCAGCUGCACCUGUUACUUGAAAAGUCAGAUCCGGCUAUGGUAACCCAUGGCUCAAUUACAUUUCAUUUGGACUACUGUAAUGCAUUUUACAUGAGGCUUUCUUUAGAAACUAUUUGGAAAUAUCAGUGGGUCCCAAAUGCUGCAGCCAGAAUGCCGACUGGCCCAGUCAAGAAGUACAUAUAUCUCUUUUUGAAACAGCUUCAUUACCGUAGUUAUCAGUUUGUUUCUGGUCACAAUUAGAAAUGCAAGCUGUAGCCUAUAAAGACCUAUAUAGCUUAAGUCCAGACUAUCAAAUGAUUGUAUUUCCCUAUGCAAACCUACUGGGGUUGCCAAUUAGUUUCUGGGCAAGGUACAAAAUAUUGGUUAUUACCUUUAAAGCCCUACAUGGUUUGGGUCCAGGUUACCUACGGGAUUGCUUCUUCCCAUAUAAUGAACCUGUAGGACAUUUACUCUGGUCAGCCAGGACUACGUUAGCAACUGUCAGCCAGAAAACCUUUUUUUCCCCAGCUGCCCCUGUACUGUGGAACAACCUGCCAGAAGACAUUCAACAGCUAAAUAUGCUGUCUGAAUUUAAAACAGCAUUGAAGACCAGUCUCUGUUCCAGCAGGCUUAUUCAGAAGAUUUUAAAUUGUCAAUUUUAAAUUAUGAAUUAAUAUCUUCAGAGCCUUUUCUCACUUCUGCCACCAACACAGCCCCAUCUGGUAAGGAUAUGAGACAGCUUUUUUAGUGGUUGCUCCCAGCCUCUGGAAAUCCCUUCCAUGGGAAUGUUCCCUCCCUCUUCUCUUUUCACUAAUAGGCAGAAUCCUUUUUUUUUCCCAAGCAGGCUUUUAAUCAUUAUUUUAAUGCCUAAUUGCUUCCAUUUUUUUCUCUUUAGACUGUGAGCCACCUUGGGUUUCACAAUAGGACAUAGGCGGCAUAAAAAUAAAGUAUUUUCAGCUCCAGAUUAAUGUUAGGUAUGAAUUUAUGAAGAAGGACAUUACAAGGAAUAUCAUU
Molecule: messenger RNA, 4534 nt
Organism: Sceloporus undulatus (fence lizard)
Lineage: Eukaryota; Metazoa; Chordata; Lepidosauria; Squamata; Phrynosomatidae
Product: borealin-2-like
Exons: 10
Coding region: 573-1466 (297 amino acids)
Biological process (GO): mitotic sister chromatid segregation
Cellular component (GO): spindle midzone; chromosome, centromeric region; chromosome passenger complex
Source: RefSeq, a predicted model, not a curated record